AUGAGCCAGCUUGCAAGCCAGCUAAGUCAGCUUCUGUUACACGAUGGACAGAUCGUGCGCCUCGCCGACGUAUGGAAGACGUGCAACAAGAUCCGCGCGGCGGCCUUCCGCGUGGGGCUCAACUUGUGGGACUGGUAUCGACCGCUCGACCCCACCGGCAACUGCCUCUUGUCGGAGUCGAAGUUCGUGUCGAUCCUCGCGGGGCCCCUGCGCUCCGUGAUCGGGCUCUCGGACGACGAGAUCUCUCAGCUGGCGGACUACUUCCGCGCCCAGGACGGCCGGAUACUCUACCACCAGCUCUGCCAGAUCAUACACGGAGAAGAUGGCGGCGACCGCGGCCGCACCACGGCGGACUGCCUCCUGGAGGCGUGCCCGCCACCGCCAGAGCCCAACUGCCACAAGCUGGACCAGUGGCAGACGCGGCGGCUGUGCUGCCUCCUGGCCACCAUCGCGCAACGGGACCUGCCCCUCCGCCCCUACUUCCAGGACUACGAGCUCGUGGCUAAAAACGACGGACGCAUAACAUUCGCCCACUUUGCUCGCAUCCUGAACUUUGUGGGGAUCAUCCUCUCGCCCGAGGACUUCAAUCUGCUCGUGCGCCGUUUCAUCAAAGACUCCUACACCCUCGACUACGUGGAGUUCCUCAAAGCCGUCGAGGCAGUGAAGAAGGAAGGAAUACGAGGCUUGGGGCCUGCCUAUCAGCACCCGGGCGCGGUGAUAGACACCACGCUGCCGAAACAGUCGCGGCCGGAGAUGGAGGCCGGGCGGCCGGGAGCCCUGCUGGGCGGCGAGGCCUUCCAUCCGGCACUCCAGCCGCCCAAGCCCACGCGGAACCUGCUGGAUAUCAUGCUGAGGGUGCAGCAGUUCGUGAUGCAGAGGCGCGUCAGGGUUUCAGAGUUCUUCAGGGUCAGUGCUGGAUCUUAUUCUUAUGACGACUCCGACGCUGGGCUAUGCGGACACUGGAUCUUAUUCUUU
Messenger RNA from Iphiclides podalirius (scarce swallowtail), 975 nucleotides. The record is from the annotation of a GenBank genome assembly. Lineage: Eukaryota; Metazoa; Arthropoda; Insecta; Lepidoptera; Papilionidae.